Molecule: messenger RNA, 2424 nt
Organism: Durusdinium trenchii
Lineage: Eukaryota; Dinophyceae; Suessiales; Symbiodiniaceae
Source: the annotation of a GenBank genome assembly
AUGUCGCGGUUGGCAAGCAUGGAACCGUGAGCCAUGUUGAGUGCACUGAAGACAGUGCCGGCGCAAUGGUCGGACCGCUUCUACCAUGGCCAGCGGAUCGGUCUCUUCCGAGUUGUGAUGCUCUAUGGUCUCGCUCGACUCAUUUGCCACAUGUGGCCUUCACCCACAGUACCAGGCAUUGCGAGCUUUUUGCUGAUGAUCAUAAUUGCAGCGGCCGCAGAAGUCUUCCUCCGUGUGAGGCCAGACCUUCCUGGUGAGCUCAGCUGCCUUGCAGCCUUGGUACUUCAGCUGCUGGAUGUCUUGGGCUCUGGAACUUCGAGUGAAGCACCCUUGGCAUUGUCAUGGCUGGCGCGCAGCCACAUGCUCUGGUCGCUUUGCACUCCUGCUUUUGGAUGGAGACCAAUUUUCGCAGGCGCAUAUCUGCUGACAGUGCUAGUUUCCCACACUACCCUGCUGGGAUCGCUACUUCAACAGGAGGCCUUCAGCUCCUGGGUGCUGCGCGAUCACUUGAUCGGAUUUUUCUUCUUUGCCCUUGCGAGCUUCGCUGCCGUGCUGCACUGGAACGCCUUGAUGCGGCAGAUCUACUGGGCCGAGCGCCGCGCAGCUCUCGAAGCGCAGGCAUGGGGUGAGCUCAUUGCCCUGACCUGUGAUUUUGACCUGGUGGUCGGGUCUGUGGAAGAUCAGGUCAAGCAAGACACAAUCCUGAGAGUCUUAGAGCCAACAGCCAAGAGCUUGAACAUCCUGGGUCGAGCUCUUGAAGCUGGUGAAGCCUUACAGAGCUUCCUGAGCGACGAGCCGAAGGCACUGUCCAAAAGCCUGGCAGAAGCCAAAGAGCUUGAAGGCUUUCUUCUGCCCACGCGACUCCAAGGCCCGGCGCAGGAGGAGGUGCAAGUCCACUUUCUGGUGGUCCGCAAGCCUCGCGUGGAUGCUGACACCUCAAUACCUCUUCCGAAAGGGCAGACCUUGGUGGCGAGCUAUCUCGUGGGCGUGCGGAUUGAUCAUGCUCAGGAUCCACCUUCAGAACUGCUACCUCCUCCUGCAGAGCCAAUGUUGCAUCGAGCAUACAGCAACGGCUCGAACUGCCUCUCAGUGGCUGAGACGACCGUCACAGGUGCACUGUUCAGCACAGUCGAGCUAAAUGGCACAGGCGCGGAAGUGGUUGAGGUUGGCCUCAAAGAACACUGGCUGAUCCCGCCGGAGAAUCUGCAGCUCCACUGCACCAAGCUGCUGGGCUCUGGUGGCUUCGGCCUGGUCUGUGAGGGCACGUUCUGUGGUGCCACGGUAGCCUUGAAAUUCCCGAGGAAAGGCAUCAAAGAUUGCAAGUUUCCGACUUGUGAGUCCCGAGAGUAUAUUCUUUUCAUGAAUUACAUCUCAGAGCUGCGGCUGCUUCGUCAUGUGCGACAUCCAAAUAUCGUGUCGUUUUUCGGUGCAGCGGUCGAUCCAACAAGCCUGGAGCUCAUGCUGGUCUUCGAGAAGAUGACCGGGAAAACUUUGACGAAGUUUAUUCCUGUGGCGACACCUCGAGAGAAUGAGCGGCUUCAGAUACUUCUUGAUAUGGCCAAGGCCCUGGUUUAUUUGCACGGUCUACAGCCUGCGGUCGUGCAUGGAGAUCUGAAGAGUGACAAUAUAUUUGUGGAAGAGCGGAAAGACUGCUUGGUGACCAAACUGGGAGAUUUCGGGCUGGCACGACGCGCCACCAAGUCAGCUGCUGGAAUGGGUGGCACCUUGCGCUGGUGUGCUCCAGAAGUCUUGCAAGGCUCUUGGUCACCAUCAACAGCAGCAGAUGCAUACAGCUACGGGCAGAUAGCCUUCUUUGUCAUCUCUGGGCGGAUGCCCCUCUCCGAGCUCAAGCGACAUGAGAUGACCGAGGCCCUGAGCCGCGGGCAGUUGCCGCCAGAGGAUUGGCCCACGGGCUUCAUGACGCGUGUGCGGGCCAUCGCCGAGAGCUGCCGGAGGUUCGAACCACAGGAAAGGCCUCCUGUCCUACAGAUCUGGAGAGAUCUGUGCAACAUCCAGGCGCCUUUGGGAGACGGGGACUUGGACACUCUAGCAUCAGUGCAAGGCGCGUGCGAGGGAGCUGGUCUUCUUCUCCAGCAUCCUUUGCUUGCACCGCUUCAGCAGGCCUUUGACGACACUGGCCCAAGCCCUGGCAUCAUUGGGAGGAGUGCCAUCUCAAGAUCGCCAUCUGCAUCAAGCCAGGGAGUAGAGCAUCCCUUUGCCGCGCCUCUGCCGGCGCUUCCACUGCUAGAGCCUCCUCCUUUAGACCUUCCCGUGAGCCACAGCAUGAUGCAGAGCCCCAGUUCCCGUGACCUGGAGGUGCAAAUGGAGAUGGCCCGGAAGCAUGCCUUUGGAAGGUCGCCGUACUUCUGAGCUGACAGUUGCAAGCCGACGCUGGCUGCCUUAAAGCCCACUCUUCUAGGCCUC